AUGUCUUGUGUGAUGUUCUCGGCAGAGGAGCAACCAGAGGAAGAGGAGGAGCAAGAGGACGCGGGAGCAGCUGACCAAGCAAUUGGCUCGGACCAGGAGCAGGAGGAACAGGAUCCAGACGAGUUGGAUGAUGGCACCAUCGACGACGAUGAGAAUGAAAAGUUAUGGCAACAAAUGGAGACCAAUGCUAAAGGCAAAAAGAAUGUUUCCAAGAAGACACAAGAUGAUGAUGAUGAAGAGGAGGAUGAUCAGGAUUUUGAUAAUAUGUCAUUCGAUGGAGAGGAUUAUGAUGAUGACCAAGAAGACGACGAUGAUGACGAUGACGAUGAAGAUGAUGAUGAAGAGGAAGAAGAAGAGGAGGAUAACAAUAAGAGAAGAUUUGUGAUGGCACCAGCAAAGUUGGCAGCAGCACUCCAGGCUAAGUCCAAGGCCAAGGCUAUGUCCAACUCCAACUCCAAUGCCAAGCCCACCAACAACACCAACACAAAUACAAACAACAAGAAGAGAGUCGCAACAACAUCUGGUAAUGUGGCCAAGAAGUCCAGGAAAUAA
Messenger RNA from Acytostelium subglobosum LB1, 552 nucleotides. RefSeq lists its product as hypothetical. NCBI's taxonomy places the organism in Eukaryota, Evosea, Eumycetozoa, Acytosteliales, Acytosteliaceae. The transcript has a single exon. The record is from RefSeq and is a predicted model, not a curated record. Bases 1 to 552 code for a protein of 183 amino acids.